AUGUCUUCAUCACCAAUUCAAACAAACUUUGAUACGAUCAGAGCCGCAAAGGUUGUGGCCUUGGCCGCAACAGGAGCAUUCGCUGCUACUGCAUGGGCUAUUCACUUUAGAGAGGUGCCAAAGUUGGUGACCUCUCUGACAGACUCUUCAAAGAAGGCCUUCUUGGAUAGCUUUGUAAAGAUGUACAGCACCUACAAGCCACCACAAGUGUCAAUGCUUGCCAUUGCCACUGUAGCCUCUGCAUACGUAGCCUCCAAGGACAGACAAUGGCUGCCAGUCACCCUGUUAGCCGCAUUGCCAGGCCUAUACACCGUUAUCUUCAUGGAGCCCAGUAUCAACAAGCCACUCUAUACCAUGCAGCAGAAUGCUCAACAGAUCGAAGAAGUUGACUCCAAGAAACUAGGCAAAAUGAUGCAACAAUGGAAGAUAAGACAUCUCACACGUACAGUGAUCUCCACUGCCACCAUUGGAGUAAUCCUACUUCUUAAGCCAUUCGUAUCAAAAUUGUUGUGUGAGGGUAUGUCUUGCGAGGGUAUGUUUCCAUUCGUUUUCUUGUUCUCAAAGUCGAACGAAAGUGCUGGUCCCCUUCACUUGUCAAUGCAAAUGUAA
Acytostelium subglobosum LB1 is the source of this 609-nucleotide messenger RNA. RefSeq lists its product as hypothetical. The coding region runs from base 1 to 609 and encodes 202 amino acids. The record is from RefSeq and is a predicted model, not a curated record. The transcript has 2 exons. Lineage: Eukaryota; Evosea; Eumycetozoa; Acytosteliales; Acytosteliaceae.